UGCCUGCUCAUGGUAUCGAGAUCAUUGAGAGGGUCAAUGCGUUGGAACGACACCCGAUGAAGCCCGGGAUACAAGCGAUUAUCUGAGUUCGAAUGGGAUGAUGUAUAUAAUAAGCAAUACAUCUGAUGAAAAAUCCCAGUGUUGUCCCGCAGUUCUAAGACAAAUUUAUCCAGGUGAACACGAUUUCUUCGUGUCGGCUUUGGGUGUCCUACCAUGACCAUGAGGCCCGCAAAGAUCUUGACUGCUGCCCUGGCGGUCAUCAAAUUAGUCUCUGCCUCGCCUUAUCGUUCUACUUCAGCUGUAGACGAAGAUGCACUUCUCGCCGAGCUUGACUUUCCCACGCCGCAACAGAUCAUCAACCAAGGACAAAACAUACUCUUCCCUCUGAUUCCAACCGAUGGUCAUGGUCGCAAGGAGUCGCUUGCUUUAUCACAUCAAGGCGAGCUGUAUUAUUCUGCAGGACAAGGUGCAGGCAAAGCACCCUCAGGGACUGCCGCGAGGCUCAAGCUUCAAUUCACAGUUCCAACCUUGAUUCUUGAUCACGCUUUGGAGAGCUACCAAUCAGUCACAUGUGAUGGAGGCUCCAUGUCGGUGAAUUUCCACUCGCAUGAAUAUUUCGAGUUCGUCCGCGAGGAAUGGGCGCAGCAUCAUGAGAUGGUCGUCAUAACAUCGGACGACGGCUGUGCCUCGUACUCCGAUGGGAGUCAUCACACCUAUUUCCGCGCCUAUGGCUUGGUGUUUGACGAAACAACCCUCGGCCUCACAUUGAGAGGUGAUCACAUGGAGCUGGAGGAUAUCAUGGAAGACGCACUCCUCGAAUUUGGCGAAGUCACGCACCUACCUCUCCAGCAUCGUGCGAUCAAGGCUAGAGCGCAAACAUACACUACUACUCGAAGUUCGUCUAGCACUCCAAAGACGACGUCCACCACCAUCACGACCAAAACUUCCCCAUCCUCAAGUGUCAAGACAAUCUCUACAUCCGUGAUGACGUCCUCCUAUAUGUCCAAAUCAUCUUCGAGUACUCCUUUGACAACCAUUCCUGCUACGUCCAAGACCUCCACAGUGGCAUCAGCUUUGACAACGGUGACCUCUCCCACGAACUCGACAACUGGUGUUGUGGCGUCUGUGAACUCAACGACUUCGACAGCCUCAGCUACACAGUGUGGCCCAUUGACCACAUCGACUCUUAGUGGAAUGCCGGCAGCCACCUGCGGACCCACCUUUGAUCAGAUUCUGGACGACGCUUUGGGAUACUACAGCUUCGACGAUGACAACUUUGCUGAUACCUGGGCAGUCAUAGCCCCUGGCGCGAGCUUGGAUCCAUUCUACAAUCCUGGAGACUUGACUUCACCUCCGCUGAACAAGCGCAAAAUUAAAUUUACCGGCCAUUUUACGCUUGCUGCCGCUGUCAAAUCUCUUGCCAAAUCUGUCGUCAGCAGGGUGCAGAAUGCAGUAUCUUCCGCAGCCAAGAUCGUCGCCUCGCUCCCCGGAAAGAUCGUCAGUGCUGCCAAGAGCAUUGCCAAAUUUGUUGUUGCCCUCAUUGAGGGCCAUCCGAGUGUUAGCUUGACAAUUCCCAUGAGCUGGACAUGGGGUGGCCGAGAAAGCUCACCUUGGGGACCUUCCAAGCUCAUUCAUGUCUGGAAAGGCAGAGAAAAAGUAGCCGCCUCCAAGAAACCAGUGAAUCUGCUGCCCGGCGAUUACGACGACAUAUCACACAUUGCCGUUUAUUGUGUAAAGUGUGGUUUCAAUGGGAGAUUCAAGACCACAGGUUCGAUAGGAUUCAACCGCAAUGGCAUCUACAGUGCCACUCUUGACCAGAAUGGCGAUCUCGACUUAAAUCUAGGAAUCGGAAUCGACGCUCUGGCCGUAAAGAUCUUUGAACUUGGAAAGAAGACUCUAUACACUACUCCAUUACCAGGACUCGGCAUUCCGAAGAUCCUCGCCCUUGGGCCCAUCCUAGUCGUUCAGGCCGGAGCCUCGCUGGAGACAAAGGCGAUGGGUCAAUUACUCUUCCAGGGCAAUGUCUCCUUCCGAAAUGCGCAGACUCACACGGAUUACCUUGACCGGAGCAAAAGCUUCAGCAAGAAUUGGAAGCCCACAGUUGGCGGUGGCAUCGAUGUGCAUGGUGCCGUAUCUGCUGGUAUAGUCUUUGAAUUGCCUAUCGGCGUUGCUUUUGGACUCGACGUCCUCAAUGGGAAAUUCUCAAAGAAGGCAGUCUCCAUUGUGGACACCACUUCCUUGGAAAUUGAAGCCAAGUUGCAGUUCGCUGCCAGCGCAAGUGGUACAUCGAACUCUUCAAGUGGUACUUCUAGUGGCACGUCUGAUGCCUCUUUCAACAAAGAUCUUUGUCGUGGCGUUGCAUGGAAUGUGUCGUUACACAACAAAUUGAGCAUCGAUGUAAUCGAGAAGAAGAAUACAUUCAAGCUCUUCGAGGUCGAGCUACCUGUCGCUGGCGGCUGCGUCAGUAUGGAGAGGAACACCCCGACAGGUCCUUCCAACCCGUCUGCGAGUCCGCAGAAGACUGCUCCCGACUCCUGUACUCCUGUCUCGGGCAAUUUAUUGCAGAAUGGCAAUUUCGACAGCAACUCGCUUGCGCCGUGGUAUCUAAAUGCAGCUAGUCCACAAGACACGUUCGAUGUGUCGAGUGGAGCUAUCGCUGCGCAUCAAACGCGAUACAGCGAUUACUCCAACCCCUACAGCUCAAUGUGGUUCCGGCAAGAUGGCUUGAGAUUCUGCCCGGGCCAAACGUACACGUUCUCCUUCGAUUACAUGUUCGAUCAGAAUCAAGGAGAUGUAUACAUAUAUGGAACUUUGUACUACACAGAUGGGACUGCGAAUCAAGGCAUCUUCGGCACACGCGAUCUCUCCGACUACGAUGCUAUCGGCACAUGGAAACACUACACCGGGGUCUUCUCUGCGACGGGCACAUUGGCCACCUUUGAGAUUGGAGCUGUUGCAUGCAACUAUGAACAGGACAUCACAUUCUAUGAUAACUUCAGCAUCGUCGCUGGUGGGACACUCUCUACGCGCGCGAUCGAGACCCGUCAAGAGGACAACAAUGUGCAGCUCGAUCAGACGGUCGGUGGAGUCAAUGAGGACGAUGCGAACACACCCAACCCAGACAACUUGGACUAUUACAAUGCCGAUGGCUCGGUACGCGCUCCACCCGAUGACAGUGAUCUCGAUCUACUCGUGCAGCAAUUUCUCGCCAAUCAGACUGCUCGCGACGAUGCCGAGGACAAAGGUGCCGCUCUACAGUCGUACAUCGACACGUACCCACCCGUCGGUCCAUCCGGUAAUAACUCCAACUACUCGCCACCACUCCCAGACGAAGACGGUAACAUUUACCAAACAUUGCCUCUCAAUGACCGCUCCGGCCAGCUUUCCGCCGGCACUGAUGGCAACAUCUACUUCGAGCCCGUUGACCUCGGCAGUCCGUCAGGUCUGUGGAUGGCCAACAGCGGUGUCUGGGGUAGCGACUUUUCUGGCCGCUUUCUGCACGUCUAUACGCCAGAGAUUAAUAACCUCAACGCCUCACGCAUCCGCCUCGGCGACCAAUAUUCUUUCCCCAGGACUGCCCUGGUUGUUGGACUGGCAGGUGUCAAGGUUGGCUCGUCCAACUUGGUCGUCGCUCUGGAUACGAAUGGCGCAAUCUACUAUCUCGUCGCAUGCAACUAUGUCGACACAUCGCUGGGCUCCAAGCUGUUUGUUGUUUCCGACCAAGGUACAGGACUCGCGAAUCUUGUCUCGCCUCUGGGAAGUUGGACAGUCACGGGUGGUAUCGUCUCGAACUGUGCACUCAUUGGUGUCAAUCCGCCGACGAUCAUCGCAUCUAUCUCACCUUGAUCGCGAUGUUUCCUUUUAAUAUUAGGCGAUGAUCGAGAACAUCUGACUUGGACGCAAUUGAGCCUUGCAGAUGACGGCGGGGCCAGCUUGUUGUAUCUGUUGGAAGGGGGGUUUCGAGUCUGUAAGAAUGCACGAUGAUCACAUGGAAGUCGGCAAACGAGGGUGUAAUAAAGUAUUACAUUCGGUGCAUGAGAUGUGUUUUCCCUCUGGUUCAAUGUGUUGGCAGUCGCCACCAAAGCUGACGC
This is a messenger RNA of Dissoconium aciculare CBS 342.82, 4091 nucleotides long. RefSeq lists its product as uncharacterized. The record is from RefSeq and is a predicted model, not a curated record. Gene Ontology annotation, molecular function: hydrolase activity, acting on glycosyl bonds. NCBI's taxonomy places the organism in Eukaryota, Fungi, Ascomycota, Dothideomycetes, Mycosphaerellales, Dissoconiaceae. The coding region runs from base 214 to 3846 and encodes 1210 amino acids. The transcript is spliced from 4 exons.